Poeciliopsis prolifica (blackstripe livebearer) is the source of this 3500-nucleotide messenger RNA. It is a transcript of the gene cyp51a1, whose product is annotated as lanosterol 14-alpha demethylase. Gene Ontology annotation, molecular function: iron ion binding; heme binding; monooxygenase activity. NCBI's taxonomy places the organism in Eukaryota, Metazoa, Chordata, Actinopteri, Cyprinodontiformes, Poeciliidae. The transcript has 10 exons. The record is from RefSeq and is a predicted model, not a curated record. The coding region runs from base 195 to 1685 and encodes 496 amino acids.
CAAUCAAAACCCGUAAAAGGUCAGGCGGGGGCGGAACUGGAAGUGACAGGUAGCAACGGUCCAUACUGCGAAGACCAUCAGACCAGCUGAACAGGGAUAAGACUCCGCGGUCGGACGCCCCUCUGGCUCUUUGUGCUUCAGCUGCCGGAGAGAGAAGGAAACUUUUCUGCGCUGUGGUUGUUGAGGGCCUGAAAAUGUCGAAGCAGUUUUACCAGCUGAGCUCCGCGCUGCUCGGGGACACAGUGGGUAAAAUGAACGAGAACCUGACCUCCCUGGUUCUGGCUGCGUCUCUGUUCACUCUGACUUUGGGUUAUGUCUCCAAAAGGCUGCUCAAGGAGGCUGAAGACAAAGACGCGAAAUAUCCCCCACACAUCCCCUCCAGCAUCCCAUUCCUUGGGCAUGCCAUUGCUUUUGGAAAAAGUCCAAUUGAAUUCCUGGAAAAUGCUUAUGAAAAAUAUGGUCCCGUGUUUAGCUUCACCAUGGUGGGGAAAACUUUCACUUACUUGCUGGGCAGUGACGCGGCCACCCUUAUGUUCAACAGCAAGAAUGAAGACCUGAACGCAGAAGACGUCUACUCCAAACUGACGACCCCAGUGUUCGGGAAAGGAGUAGCAUACGACGUCCCGAACCCUAUUUUUCUGGAGCAGAAAAAGAUGCUGAAAACUGGACUGAACAUUGCUCAUUUUAAAGAGCAUGUGAAGUUAAUUGAGACAGAAACCGUUGAUUAUUUCAGGAGAUGGGGAGACAGUGGAGAGAGAAAUCUGUUUGAGGCGUUUUCGGAGCUGAUCAUCCUGACCGCCAGCUCAUGCCUCCAUGGGAAGGAGAUCCGCAGCAUGUUGAAUGAACAAGUGGCUCAGCUCUACACCGACUUGGACGGGGGGUUCAGCCACGCCGCUUGGCUUCUGCCCACCUGGGUUCCUCUCCCAAGCUUCAGGAAACGAGACAGAGCUCAUAGAGAGAUCAAGAACAUCUUCUACAAGGUGAUUGAAAAGCGGAGAAAAUCUGGAGAGACAACCGACGACAUCCUGCAGACUCUCAUCGAUGCUACAUACAAAGAUGGUCGGCCGCUGACCGAUGAUGAAAUUGCAGGGAUGCUGAUUGGUCUCCUCCUGGCGGGUCAGCACACAUCGUCUACCACCAGCGCCUGGUUGGGGUUCUUCUUGGCCCGGGACAAAGCUCUGCAGGAUCACUGCUACGCCGAGCAGAAGGCCGUGUGUGGAGAAGAUCUGCCUCCGCUCGACUUUGAUCAGCUGAAGGAUCUGAACUUGUUGGAGCGCUGCCUGAAGGAGACACUGAGGCUCCGGCCACCUAUAAUGACCAUGAUGAGGAUGGCUCGCACACCUCAGACUGCUGCAGGAUACACCAUCCCCGUCGGCCACCAGGUCUGCGUCUCCCCAACCGUCAACCACCGCCUGCGCGACACCUGGAUGGACAGGAUGGAGUUCCGGCCAGAGCGGUACCUCAACGACACUGCCGACAAGUUCGCCUACAUCCCAUUUGGCGCCGGUCGCCACCGCUGCAUUGGGGAGAACUUCGCCUACGUCCAGAUCAAAACCAUCUGGUCCACGUUGCUGCGCAUGUACGAGUUUGAACUGGUGGAUGGAUAUUUCCCCUCAAUCAACUACACAACGAUGAUUCACACCCCGCAUAACCCCGUCAUCAGAUACAAGAGGAGGAAGCAGUGAGAGACGGAGGGUAGAUGAAGAGAGAAUCAAAGACUUUCAUAAACUUCUUGGUUUGGUUUUAAUUGAAGUUCUGACAUCCUGGGACUGGAAGGAAAUACAGAUUUAUGCUCCCAGUGUCAGCCCUGCAGUAAGUCUGAAGUCUAGAAUGUCAGCAUCAUUUUCGAUGCUUCCUUUGUACGCUCCACAAAGCUAUUGUGAGUUUUCAUGAGUGGAAAUCAUAUGGGAAGAAAAGUAACCGUCUUCCUUAACAGCGUCUCUACAAUCGCUUAAUUUCUGACAUCUGAAAUUAAUUUUCUAGAGGAGGGAAAAAACUCAUCCAUGCACAAGGAGAACAUGCUUCUAGUUCACAUUUUAACUCACGUUUUCCUCACUAUGUAAACCCUCAUCAUGUCAUAGAAAAACUGAGUGUCUUCAGUCAGAGGCUUCUUCAAAUGCACUGUAAUACAGACUGCUACAGAAGAUCUUUCCUAUCACAGCUAUCCUCAUUCCUUCAACUCACGUGCCUGGUAGUGGGAUAAAAUUGGGUAAUUUUUUUUUGUCUCAUUUUAAGUUAUUUCUAACUUUAAUUUUUUUCCUUGAGACAAAAUAACCUAUCUUUGCCAUUUUCUGACUGAUUAAAAUCAACACGUAUAUUUUGCCGACUUGUCUGCCAUUUUGAAGAGUAACAAUAAGAAUAUUGUCUUUGUCAAAUUGUGUUUAACACCGGGUAACGGGAAGUCAUUACCAAUUAAAUGUUUGAAUAAAACGUUUUUUAUGAAAAACAAUUUCCUGAAGUGAGAUUUUUCCCCCCCACUAACUGAAUAAACAUUCUCAUUAUAAAUAGCGUUAGCUCAUGCUACUGGGGUUUCCCCGAAAAUUAUUAGUGAUUUUGUCCAUUUUUCAGGAGACAGCUUUCUGCAUGUUUCCCAAACAAAUGUAAGACUUUUAGAGGGUAUUAUGGAAUAAUUUUAAGACUUAUAUCUCCACAAAAAUUUAUGAAUAUUGUUGAAAUAAUAUUUUAAAUUAGCACAAUACUGCACAGGAUAGUUUUGAUACAUAUGAAAUAUACCAUAGAAAGUUAAAGUACACUCUACAUUCACAUAAAUUGAGAUAAAGAUCCAAACUAAAACAACUGCUGAAUCUCUGAACUUAUAUAAAUUCUUAGGGAGGAUUCUACAGAAAAGACAGGCCUAGAAUCUCUUUAGACAGAGUCUGUCUGCCAGCAAUUAACAAAUUCCUUAGCAUGGUUCAAAAGUUCACUAGGAUCUUAAAACUUUUUAUAAAUAAUUUUAUCUAUAUUAGAAUUAACUAUAUUUCUUUAAGCAUGUUUUUAAUUAGUUACUUAUUAGAUCCAAACUUAUAGUCAUUAUUUAGCAUUACAUUGUGUGCAAGCUUGGUUAAAAAUACAAACUACUUUCUUGUGGAAACAUUUUGAGGCACAGAUAGCGCUGCAGCUGCAAUCAUAUAUCAAACUGGACAGCGGCUGAUACGAGAAGGGUUUGCCGUAUAUCUGCUUUUGGGGCUCUUUAGCAGGAGGUAAUAAAAUUAACAUUGAGACAGCCCACACAAAGGAAAAGAACACCUCCUAAUGCAUAUAUUUAAAUGAGGAGAUUACGCAUUCUAUAAAAUGAUUUGGUUUACAGCAGAAGUUGGAAUCUCUUUGUGCUGAGUGAGAGUUUUCCCGGAGGAUGCAUCUUCUGUUAUACUUUUGUCUUUUUUACUCAGUUCUUUGUCUCUGUUUUGUAAUAUCUUGGACUUUUGAUAUUCUAGGUGAGAGGCUUAUUGUAAAGUUCUUCUUGGAUUGAUUUUCUCUGGAUAAAACUCUGAAUAUCUGAA